AUGGACGUGGACGUGGACGUGGACGUGGACGUGGACAUGGACGUGGACGUGGACGUGGACGUGGACGUGGACAUAGACGUGGACGUGGACGUGGACGUGGACCUGGUCGUGGACGUGGACGUGGACAUGGACGUGGACGUGGACGUGGACGUGGAGGACUUGAACGUGGACUGGACGUGGACGUGGAAUGGACGUCGACGUGGACAUGGACGUGGACAUGGACGUGGACGUGGACAUGGACGUGGACGUGGACGUGGACGUGGACGAGGACAUGGACAUGGACGUGGACGUGGAUGGGACGUGGACGUGGACGUGGACGUGGACAUGGACGUGGACGUGGUCGUGGACGUGGACGUGGACGUGGUCGUGGACGUGGACGUGGACAUGGACGUGGACGUGGACGUGGACGUGGACGUGGAGGACUUGGACGUGGACGUAGACGUGGACGUGGACGUGGAGGACUUGGACGUGGACGUGGACGUGGAUGUGGACGUAGACGUGGAGGACUUGGACGUGGAGGUGGACGUGGACGUCGACAUGGACGUGGGUGGAGGUGGACGUGGACGUGGACAUGGUCGUGGACGUGGACGUGGACGUGGACAUGGACGUGGACAUGGACGUGGACAUGGACGUGGACGUGGACGUGGACGUGGAUAUGGACGUGGACGUGGACGUGUACGUGGACGUGGACGUGGACGUGGACGUGGACGUAGACGUGGAGGACUUGGACGUGGACAUGGACGUGGACGUGGACGUGGACGUGGACGUGGAGGUGGACGUGGACAUGGACGUGGACAUGGACGUGGACGUGGACGUGGACGUGGACAUGGACGUGGACGUGGACGUGGACAUGGACGUCGACGUGGUCGUGGACAUGGACGUGGACGUGGACGUGGACUCGACCUGGACGUGGACGUGGACGUGGACGUGGACAUGGACGUGGACGUCGACGUGGACGUGGACAUGGACGUGAACGUGGACGUGGACGUGGACGUGGACGUGGACGUGAACGUGGACGUGGACGUGGACGUUGACGUGGACGUGGACAUGGACGUGGACGUGGACGUGAACGUGGACGUGGACGUGGACGUGGACGUGGACGUGGACGUGGACAUGGACGUGGACGUGGACGUUGACAUGGACGUGGACGUGGACGUGGACGUGGACCUGGAUAUGGAUAUGGACCUGGAUAUAGACGUGGACAUGGACGUGGAGGUGGACUUGGACGUGGACCUGGAUAUGGAUAUGGACCUGGAUAUAGACGUGGACGUGGACGUGGACGUGGACGUGGACGUGGACAUGGACGUGGACGUGGAGAUGGACGUGGACGUGGACGUGGACGUGGACGUGGACGUGGACGUGGACAUGGACGUGGACAUGGACGUGGACGUGGACAUUUUCGUGGACGUGGACGUUGACGUGGACGUGGAGGUGGUCGUGGACGUGGACGUGGACGUGGACGUGGACGUGGUCGUGGACGUGUACGUGGACGUGGACGUGGAGAUGGACGUGGACGUGGACGUGGACGUGGACAUUGUCGUGGACCUGGACGUGGAUGUGGACGAGGACGUGGACAUGGACGUGGACGUGGUCGUGGACGUGGACGAAGUGGUCGUGGACGUGGACGUGGACGUGGACGUGGACGUGGACAUGGACGUGGAUGGGACGUGGACGGACGUGGACAUUGUCGUGGACGUGGACAUUGUCGUGGACGUGGACGUGGACGUGGACGUGGUCGUGGACGUGGACGUGGACGUAGACAUGGACGUGGACAUGGACAUGGACACGUGGACGUGGACGUGGACGUGGACAUGGACGUGGACGUGGACGUGGACAUGGACGUGGACGUGGACGUGGACAUGGACGUCGACGUGGUCGUGGACAUGGACGUGGACGUGGACGUGGACGUGGACGUGGAGGACUUGGACGUGGACAUGGACAUGGACGUGGACGUGGACGUGGACGUUGACGUGGACAUGGACGUGGACGGACAUGGACGUGGACGUGGACGUGGACAGGGAAGUGGACCUGGACGUGGACGUGGACGUGGACGUGGACAUGGACGUGGACGUGGACGUGGACGUGGACGUGGACAUGGACGUGAACGUGGACGUGGACGUGGACGUGGACGUGAACGUGGACGUGGACGUGGACGUGGACGUGGACGUGGACAUGGACGUGGACGUGGACGUGAACGUGGACGUGGACGUGGACGUGGACGUGGACGUGGACGUGGACGUUGACAUGGACGUGGACGUGGACAUGGACGUGGACGUGGACGUUGACAUGGACGUGGACGUGGACGUGGACGUGGACCUGGAUAUGGAUAUGGACCUGGAUAUAGACGUGGACGUGGACGUGGAUGUGGACUUGGACGUGGACCUGGAUAUGGAUAUGGACCUGGAUAUAGACGUGGACGUGGACGUGGACGUGGACGUGGACGUGGACAUGGACGUGGAUGUGGAGAUGGACGUGGACGUGGACGUGGACGUGGACGUGGACAUGGACGUGGACGUGGACGUGGACGUGGACAUUUUCGUGGACGUGGACGUUGACGUGGACGUGGAGGUGGUCGUGGACGUGGACGUGGACGUGGACGUGGACGUGGUCGUGGACGUGGACGUGGACGUGGACGUGGACGUGGACAUGGACGUGGACGUGGACGUGGACGUGGACGUGGACGUGGACAUUGUCGUGGACCUGGACGUGGAUGUGGACGAGGACGUGGACGUGGACGUGGUCGUGGACGUGGACGAAGUGGUCGUGGACGUGGACGUGGACGUGGACGUGGACAUGGACGUGGACGUGGACGUGGACGUGGACAUGGACGUGGACGUGGACCCGGACGUUGACGUGGACAUGGACGUGGACAUGGACGUGGACGUGGACAUGGACGUGGACAUUGUCGUGGACGUGGACAUUGUCGUGGACGUGGACGUGGACGUGGACGUGGUCGUGGACUUGGACGUGGACAUAGACAUGGACGUGGACAUGGACAUGGACGUGGACGUGGACGUGGACGUGGACGUGGACGUGGAGGACAUGGACGUGGACAUGGACGUGGACGUAGACGUGGACGUGGACGUGGACGUGGACAUGGACGUGGACGUGGACGUGGACGUGGACGUGGACGUGGACAUGGACAUGGACGUGGACAUGGACGUGGACGUGGACGUGGACGUGGACAUGGACGUGGACGUGGACGUGGACGUGGACAUGGACGUGGACAUGGACGUAGACCUGGACGUGGACGUGGACGUGGACGUGGAUGUGGACGUGUACGUGGAUAUGGACGUGGACGUGGACAUGGACGUGGACGCGGAGGACUUGGACGUGGACAUGGACGUGGACGUGGACGUGGACGUGGAGGUGGACGUGGACAUGGACGUGGACCUGGACGUGGACGUGGACGUGGACAUGGACGUGGACGUGGAUGUGGACGUGGACAUGGACGUCGACGUGGUCGUGGACAUGGACGUGGACGUGGACGUGGACGUGGACCUGGACGUGGACGUGGAGGACUUGGACGUGGACAUGGACAUGGAUGUGGACGUGGACGUGGACGUGGACGUGGACAUGGACGUGGACGUGGACGUGGACGUGGACGUGGACAUGGACGUGGACGUGGACGUGGAUAGGGAAGUGGACGUGGACGUGGACGUGGACAUGGACGUGGACAUGGAGGUGGACGUGGACGUGGACGUGGACGUGGACGUGGACGUGGACGUGUACGUGGACGUGGACGUGGACGUGGACGUGGACGUGGACGUGGACGUGGACGUGGAGGACUUGGACGUGGACGUGGACGUGGACGUGGACGUGGACGUAGACGUGGAGGACUUGGACGUGGAGGUGGACGUGGACGUGGACGUGGACGUGGACGUGGAGGUGGACGUGGACGUGGACGUGGACGUGGACGUGGACGUGGACGUGGUCGUGGACGUGGACGUGGACGUGGACGUGGACGUGGUCGUGGACGUGGACGUGGACGUGGUCGUGGACGUGGACGUGGACGUGGACGUGGAGGACUUGAACGUGGUGGACGUGGACGUGGACGUGGACAUGGACGUGGAGGUGGACGUGGACGUGGACAUGGACGUGGACGUGGAGGAGGACGUGGACGUGGACAUGGAGGUGGACGUGGACGUGGACAUCGACGUGGACGUGGACGUGGACAUGGACGUGGACAUGGACGUGGACGUGGACGUGGACGUGGACGUGGACAUGGACGUGGACAUGGACGUGGACGUGGACAUUGUCGUGGACGUGGACGUGGACAUGGACGUGGUCGUGGACGUGGACGUGGACGUGGACGUGGACGUGGACGUGGACAUGGACGUGGACAUGGAUGUGGACAUGGACGUGGACGUGGACGUGGACAUGGACGUGGACGUGGACGUGGACGUGGACGUGGAGAUGGACGACUUGGACGUGGACAUGGACGUGGACGUGGACGUGGACGUAGACGUGGACAUGGACAUGGACGUGGACGUGGACGAAGACAUGGACGUGGACGUGGACAUGGACCUGGACAUGGACGUGGACGUGGACGUGGACAUGGACGUGGACGUGGACGUGGACGUGGACGUGGACAUGGACGUGGACAUGGACGUGGACUUGGACGUGGACGUGGACGUGGACGUGGACGUGGACGUGGACGUGGACGUGGACGUGGACGUGGACGUGGACGUGGACAUGGACGUGAACGUGGACGUGGACGUGGACGUGGACGUGGGCGUGGACGUGGACAUUGUCGUGAACGUGGACGUGGACGUGGACGUGGUCGUGGACGUGGACGUGGACGUGGACUUGGACGUGGACGUGGACGUGGACAUGGACGUGGACGUGGAUGUGGACAUGGACAUCGACGUGGACGUGGAGGACUUGGACGUGGACAUGGACGUGGACGUGGACGUGGACGUGGACAUGAACGUGGACGUGGACGUGGACAUGGAGGUGGACGUGGACGUGGACGCUCUUGGACCACGCAAGCUCUUGGACUAG
Molecule: messenger RNA, 5004 nt
Organism: Closterium sp. NIES-65
Lineage: Eukaryota; Viridiplantae; Streptophyta; Zygnematophyceae; Desmidiales; Closteriaceae
Source: the annotation of a GenBank genome assembly